AUGGCCUCAGUACACCCUCACCCGCUGAAGCAGCUUAGCGUCGACGAGACAAAUGUUGCUCGUGACUACACACUGAAGCUGCACGAGGGCGCAGUCCUCGAGUUUCGCGAGAUCUUUCUCGAGGAGCCUCCCAAGGCCGAGCUGAUCAAAUUCUUGGACCUUGAGCACUCGGGCCAACUAUCAGACAGCAGCCCGCGGCCACCACGUCUUGCAAAGGUUCAGUACGAUGUCAUUGGCGAGGGCAACAAAGUUCCAGUAUUCCACGAGUCAGUCAUCGAUCUGCGUACUGGAGAUCGAAUUUCCCACGAAGUCAUCAGCUCAGACUAUCAAGCUGCUUUGACAAUUCACGAAUUCAUGACAUUCAUCGAUGUAUGUCAAAAGUCACCUCUUUAUCAGUCCAAGGUUGCCAAGCUCAGACUACCGGAAGGCUUUGAGGUCGUGAUUGAGCCAUGGCCCUAUGGUGGUAUGGACGCCACUGAGGAGAGACGCCGCUACUUCCAGGGUCUACUAUUCGCACAGGACAAGCGCAGUGGAAACCCAGACUCAAACUUUUAUGCAUUCCCGCUGCCGCUGAUCCCCAUCAUGGACUGGGCCAAGAAGGAGAUUGUCAAGGUUUUGGAGCUGGCAACUGGCGGUAAGGGUGACAGUCUGACCGCAAGGACAGAAAAGGCAAAUGUGAUCGAUCACUGCAAAGCCAGCGAAUACAUACCCGAACUCCUACCUGAGGGCCCGAGAGAAGGUCUCAAGCCACUGCACGUCGUGCAACCUGAUGGUCCCAGCUUUACUGUGACAGAUGACAACUUGGUCGAAUGGCAAAACUGGCGUAUGCGCCUCAGCUUCAACACUAGGGAGGGCGCUGUCCUUCACGAUGUGACAUACCAAGGCCGCCCCAUCAUUCACCGAUUGAGUUUGAGUGAAAUGACCGUUCCUUACGCCGAUCCAAGAGAACCAUACCACAGGAAGCAGGCUUUUGACUUUGGCGAUGGCGGAGCCGGCAACUGUGCGAACAACUUGACCCUUGGAUGUGACUGUUUGGGUGUGAUCAGGUACUUUGAUGGUGUUACCACUGGACCCGAUGGAACCGGCGAGGUCGCCAAGAAUGUUGUAUGUCUGCAUGAGCAAGACAACGGUAUUGGUUGGAAGCACACCAACUGGAGAACUGGCCGCGCUGUCGUCACCAGACGCCGCGAACUUGUUUUCCAGUUCAUCAUUACUUUGGCAAAUUAUGAGUACGCCUUUUACUACAUUCUCGACCAAGCCGGCGCCAUCACGGUCCAGGUUCGAGCAACUGGUAUUGUCUCCGUCGUGAACAUCGACGAAGGCAAGCAGAGCCAAUACGGAAAGAUUGUCAGCCCUGGAGCUCUGGCACAAAACCACCAGCACAUAUUCUGCGUCAGAAUCGACCCCAGUAUCGACGGUCACAAGAACACCGUGGUGCAGGAGGAGAGCUUGCCGGUGCCGAUGAACCCAGAGACGAACCCCAUGGGUAAUUAUUACGAGGUCGUACAGACCCCGAUCAAGACGUCGGCUGGUAUUGACGCCGAUCCUUCAAGGCAUCGCCUGUUCAAGAUCCAAAACCGCAACAAAUUGAAUCCUGUUAGCGGAACACCCGUUGGAUACAAGAUUGUACCACCAGCGACGCAAUUACUGCUCGCAGACCCCAACUGCAUUCAGUCGAAGCGCGCCGAGUUCGCAAAGCACCACUUGUGGGUGACAAAGCACAAGGACAACGAGUUCUACGCCGGAGGACGCUUCACUCUUCAGAGCACGAGAGAAUCAGAGGGUCUAGGUGAUGCUGCGGCGAGAGGUGAGAAUGUCGAGGACGAAGAUAUCGUCGUCUGGAGCUCCUUUGGUCUCACCCACAAUCCUCGUGUCGAGGACUGGCCGGUAAUGCCGGUUGAAAUGCUGGAGCUGCACAUCACGCCAAGUGAUUUCUUCACCAAGAACCCUGCUAUCGAUGUGCCGUCGAAUAAGGACUUGGUGUCGAAAUUGGCGAACGGGUGUUGUGAGAAGCAGGAGCUUCCCGUGAGAUCGUCGCUGUGA
Messenger RNA from Pestalotiopsis fici W106-1, 2043 nucleotides. RefSeq names its product Copper amine oxidase 1. Gene Ontology annotation, biological process: amine metabolic process. Bases 1 to 2043 code for a protein of 680 amino acids. The record is from RefSeq and is a predicted model, not a curated record. Gene Ontology annotation, molecular function: quinone binding; copper ion binding; primary methylamine oxidase activity. The transcript is spliced from 7 exons. Lineage: Eukaryota; Fungi; Ascomycota; Sordariomycetes; Amphisphaeriales; Sporocadaceae.